Molecule: messenger RNA, 879 nt
Organism: Micropterus salmoides (largemouth bass)
Lineage: Eukaryota; Metazoa; Chordata; Actinopteri; Centrarchiformes; Centrarchidae
Gene: ccdc33
Product: coiled-coil domain containing 33
Exons: 8
Coding region: 1-864 (287 amino acids)
Cellular component (GO): peroxisome
Source: RefSeq, a predicted model, not a curated record
AUGAAACUCAAUCUGGAGGUGGAAAACUAUCGUUCAGCCAUGAGCAAGAUGGCAGACGACAUCAUAGCGCUGAGGACACGGGUGGUGACAUUGGAGGCAGAAAACAGUCAGCUCCGCAUUGAUCUGUCUCUGCACCAGGACCUUGGCCGUGAUCUGCUCAGCGAUACAGACAUUGACGUCAUGACCAAGGCUGAGAUUUCUGACCAUAUAGCCUCUCUGAAAUUCAAGCUAGCCAGUGAGACCAGUAAGGCGGCCUUGCAAAGAGACCGGAUCCAACAACUGCAAAAUGAAUUGAUCAAGAAGAAUGACAGUGAGAAGGAGCUACUAAAACUUCAGAGAGUCCACCAGCAGCAGCAGGAGGAUCUGCAGUGCCACCAGAAUCUCUUGACAAAGAUGGCAACUUUGGAGGCUACAGUGAAACAGCAGGAAAAGGUAAUUCAGAACAUGGAGAAAGCAUUAUAUAGCAAACUCAGAGAGAAGAACAAGAGUGGUGACAAAAGGCUGGUGGCAAAAAAGCAAAGAGGUGAGAUUGACCGCAGAAAGGAAGAGAUGGAGUCAGCCCUGGCAGCAGAAAACACUCGUCUCAGAGAAGAGCUGGAUAGGAUUCGCCUGCAGCCUGCUGCAGUCAUUAUUCAGCAGUCAGCACAGACAAAAGACGCACUGCCACUCAAGGAGAGACUGAGUUUACUGAACAAACUAGAGAAGGCUGAGGCAAGAGCCCAAACACUGGAAACCCAGCUGGAGGAAAACUCUAAAUUAUGGGGGAGAGAGAAACAAGACAUGUUGACCAAACUGAGUGAGCACAGGCAUGGCUUUGUCCGGACCUCCACCACAAUCCUUCAUAAUGUUCCAUCGGUCAGCUGAGUGCAGUUAGCAUUA